Molecule: messenger RNA, 868 nt
Organism: Penaeus monodon (black tiger shrimp)
Lineage: Eukaryota; Metazoa; Arthropoda; Malacostraca; Decapoda; Penaeidae
Source: RefSeq, a predicted model, not a curated record
AUGGGUCGUCGCGGGCGGACUGGGCGGAGGGCCGUGGGCGUCGGGGCUUUGCUGUGGGCGGCGGUGCUGGUGGCGGUGGUCGCCUCCGUGGCCGCUGCUGAGAAGUUCGUGUUUACGUUCAAGGAGAAAGGCAGCCGCUUCUUCUUGGCCAAGGGAUUCGCGCUCGCGGCUCAUUAUGACGUCACCGUCCUGCCAUCCGCCUGUCACUGCCGCCGCCGUUGCGAGGUGAUCCCCUCGUGCCACUCGGUGUCCAUAGUGCCACGGGGCGCAGGGAGGGUGGAGUGCCGCACCUCCAGCAGGCCAGGCACCCUGAGCCAAUGGUCGGACCGCCCUGCCCUCCUGCAGACCUCGGGCGCCACGCACAUCCUCCAGACAGCUUCGAGUGAAUGGGAUGAGCCGGAGGUCGAUGGAAUGUUCUAUUACGUCAAAAGGCAUUCCUCCAAUUCCCCGCUAUGCGAUUCUGGCCACGAAUUUGCCACAGCCAAGUCGCCGACCCAGUACGAGAUCUUCAAGAAGCACUACGGAACCUACAACACUCCCCUGUGGGUUGGCCUUCGUCUGCACAACGUCGCCAACACUACCGUCUACAAGGCUUACUGGGAGAACUCGACCACGACCAACCCGCCGGAGGAACUUCCUUACGACCAGUCUGGGCUCCCCUCGUCGGCUCUAUAUGCUGAUCACGACGACGAAUACUAUUUCUACUUGACCAAGGCUGGCUCCGAGUACGAGUUCCAUACCAGCAGUCCUUCCCCCAAGUACACUCUGUGUCAGGCGAACAAGUUGCAGCUCAACUGGCCUUGAGUUUGACUGACUCGGGGAAUCUGUUCUUGCUGCCCGUGAUAGGGAGGCGGCUCUGCCCUGCUGU